GACACCGCCCAGGUCUCUGCGUCGUUCGAGCCCCUAGCUCCGCACAGCCGGUCAUCCGGGGCCGAGGUUGCGAUACCUGCCCCGAGAGUAGUGACGGUGGGGGUUGGAGGCUGGAAGGUGGGGUGCUCCACAUCCCCCGCGGUUCCCCAGGCAGUUGGGCCCCCAGUUGUCGUUGCCGUCUCCCAAAGUAGAGGGGUGGUAGAGAACAGGCAGGCUUUUUCUGGAAGAAUUGCUGUUGUUGCCCCAGUACUAAGAGAUUGGAUGUUUAAGUUGCCAUUCUCCUCGUAUGUAGUGGGCCCAAAGAGUUCACAUGAAUUCAUUGAAUCAAAGCACGGGAAUUCCCCGACCUUAGGUGCUCAGUAUGGUUCUUUCAGCUUUUGACGCUUCUAGAUGGGACGGAAAUAGUGUCUGAGUCCAAAGCUGAUGGAAGUGAAGAGUGUGUAUGUAGUGGCUCUAUUGAGCCCUAGAGGUAGGACAUGGAAGAGAACGCACUGGUUUGGAGGAAUUUGGAUGAAUUAAGUGAAGGCUGAAGUAAGGCGAAAAGAGAAACAAACCAAACAUUCAUGGACUCUCCCUUAGUUCUAUUACUUACGCGCUGUGGGAUAUUAUACAACUUUAGUCUCUUCAUGUAUUACUAAGUGUCCAAUAACUUGCAUUGUUAUUAAAUAUAAUUAUUUCUGUAUUAGUCCCUAUUUCUUUCACAGGUAUUUGUUGAAUAUCUACUUGGUGCCAAAUUUUCUGCUAAGACACGGAUCACGAUAAACAAAAAUUCCACCAGAGGAAAUGCUGAAAUAGGAGUUACGGAUACGUUGGAUUUGCUGGAUGAAAAACAAGCAGUUAAUUUUUGUACCACAGGGAGAAAGCCCAAAUUGCCAGAUUACAUGUGUAAAUCACUGCGUUACUGCUUUAGUCAUUGUCUGUAUUUAGCAAUGACAAGACUGGAAGAAGUCAACAGAGAAGUGAAUAUGCAUUCUUCAGUGCGUUAUCUUGGCUAUUUAGCCAGAAUCAAUUUAUUGGUUGCUAUAUGCUUAGGUCUUUAUGUAAGAUGGGAAAAAACAGCAAAUUCCUUAAUUUUGGUAAUUUUUAUUCUUGGUCUUUUCGUUCUUGGAAUUGCCAGCAUACUCUAUUAUUAUUUUUCAAUGCAAGCAGCAAGUUUAAGUCUCUCCAAUCUUUGGUUUGGAUUCUUGCUUGGCCUCCUAUGUUUUCUUGACAAUUCAUCCUUUAAAAAUGAUGUGAAAGAAGAGUCAACCAAAUAUUUGCUUCUAACUUCCAUAGUACUAAGGAUAUUAUGCGCUUUGGUGGAGAGAAUUUCUGGGUAUGUCCGUCAUCGACCCACUUUACUAACCACAGUUGAAUUUCUGGAACUUGUUGGAUUUGCUGUUGCCAGCACAACUAUGUUGGUGGAGAAGUCUCUGAGUGUCAUUUUACUUGUUGUAGCUUUGGCCAUGCUGAUUAUUGACCUGAGAAUGAAGUCUUUCUUAGCUAUUCCAAACUUAGUUAUUUUUGCAGUCUUGCUGUUUUUCUCCUCAUUGGAAACUCCCAAAAAUCCAGUUGCUUUUGCAUGUUUUUUUAUCUGCCUGAUAACUGACCCUUUCCUUGACAUUUAUUUUAGUGGACUUUCAGUGACUGAAAGGUGGAAACCCUUUUUGUACCGUGGAAGAAUAUGCAGAAGACUUUCAGUCGUUUUCACAGGAAUGAUUGAGCUUACCUUUUUUAUUCUUUCAGCAUUUAAACUUAGAGAUACUCACCUCUGGUAUUUUGUAAUACCAGGCUUUUCCAUUUUUGGAAUUUUCUGGAUGAUUUGCCAUAUUAUUUUUCUCUUAACUCUUUGGGGAUUCCAUACCAAAUUAAAUGACUGCCAUAAAGUAUAUUUCACCCACAGGGUAGAUAACAAUAGCCUUGAUAGAAUCAUGGCAUCCAAAGGGAUGCGUCACUUUUGCUUAAUUUCAGAGCAGUUAGUUUUUUUUAGUCUUCUUGCAACAGCGAUUUUAGGAGCAGUUUCCUGGCAGCCAACAAAUGGAAUCUUCUUGAGCAUGUUUCUGAUAGUUUUACCAUUGGAAUCCAUGGCUCAUGGACUCUUCCAUGAAUUGGGUAACUGUUUAGGAGGAACAUCUGUUGGAUAUGCUAUUGUGAUUCCCACCAACUUCUGCAGUCCUGAUGGUCAGCCAACACUUCUUCCCCCAGAACAUGUACAGGAGUUAAAUUUGAGGUCUACUGGCAUGCUCAAUGCUAUCCAAAGAUUUUUUGCAUAUCAUAUGAUUGAGACCUAUGGAUGUGACUAUUCCACAAGUGGACUGUCUUUUGAUACGCUACAUUCCAAACUGAAAUCUUUCCUUGAACUUCGGACUGUGGAUGGACCUAGACAUGAUACGUAUGUUUUGUAUUACAGUGGGCACACCCAUGGCACAGGAGAGUGGGCUCUUGCAGGUGGAGACAUACUGCGCCUUGACACACUUUUAGAAUGGUGGAGAGAAAAGAAUGCCUCCUUCUGUUCUCGCCUUAUUAUCGUAUUAGACAGUGAGAAUUCAACUCCGUGGGUGAAAGAAGUGAGAAAAAUCAAUGAUCAGUACAUUGCGGUGCAAGGAGCAGAGAUGACAAAGACCAUAGAUAUUGAAGAAGCUGACCCACCACAGCUGGGUGACUUUACAAAGGACUGGGUAGAAUAUAACUGCAACCCCAGUAAUAACAUCUGCUGGACUGAAAAGGGACGCACUGUGAAAGCAGUCUACGGUGUGUCAAAGCGGUGGAGUGACUACACUCUGCAUCUGCCAACAGGCAGCGAUGUGGCCAAGCACUGGAUGUUACACUUUCCUCGUAUUACAUAUCCACUGGUGCAUUUGGCAAAUUGGUUGUGCGGUCUGAACCUUUUUUGGAUCUGCAAAAGUUGUUUUAGGUGUUUGAAAAGAUUAAAAAUGAGUUGGUUUCUUCCUACUGUGCUGGACACAGGACAAGGCUUCAAACUUGUCAAAUCUUAAUUUGGAACCCAAAGUGGAAUAUUAUUGAGAGUUCAUACUACCAGUUACCACCAACUUGCCAUUUUUUGUAUAUGGUUUUUUUAUUUGUGAAAAACACCUUGCUACUUCUGUAGCUGCUCUCACUUUGUCUUUUCUCAAGUAAUUAUGGUGUAUGUAAGAUGUUGGGAAUAAGCAUUUUAUCCUACAAGUAUGUAAGGAGUCGUAAAUGCUGAUGCCAUGUAAAUGCAUCACAGAGGUUAAAAAUAACUGCACUUUGAGGAAUGUUUGCAUAUGCCUCUGAUUAGAAAGAAAACACUUGUCUAUGCUCUGCAGUGGCCAAUGAAGAAUUAAUAAUGCCUUAUUUUCUAGGCAUAGAUUAGAGAUUGUAGACCAGACCGUUUACUACUAUAAGAAAAUUUCCAGUUUGCUUACAAAAAGAUUUUUUUUUUGUCAACAGGUUUGAGUCCAAGACUAUUUGAAGAAUUACAAACUCUUUCUUAAAAAAGGAUAAAGGGAGAAGCCUGAAAUGAGUGCAAAAAUUUGCUUAUAGUCUACCAUUCAGAUGUCUUGGUUGUGGCCUAUUACCAGUGUAGUAGUAAAGCCCAAAAGACUGUUGAGAUCAAAACAUUCUUCCUGUAGGUAACUGUAAGAGGCUAGAAGCCUACAAAUCGCUCCUUCCUGCAUUGUUGGGGUGGAGGGAGGGGCUCUGAAAGCACUGGCAAUUUUAAGAGUCUUUCUCAGGGUAAUGUUUUAAUGAACAAUGUUUCCAGCUACAAAUUCCUUCCAAAUAAAUUGUCUUCCCUUUCAAAAAGUAAACUUUUUAAAAAUUUAGCAAUUUCUCAUUGAUUUAGGCUAUUUUCGCUAUUCAGAAAUGAUUUUGAUCUCUAUGGAAUUAAUGCUCUGCCAUGAAAAUUACCUUUCAGAUCUCUCAUUAGUGAUGACAUUUUUUUCUACUGAAGGUCAAAGGAUUGAAAACAGGUCAUUUUUUUUCUUGUAUACAUGUAAUGUAUUAUGUAAAAAAAGUAUUCAUGUUGGCAAUUUUAGUUAGGCAUGAUGGUGUGGUUGUAAUUUUUAAAACUUAAUUCAGUGUUUUGUCUGAUUAAAGCAGGCACUGAUCAGGGUAUCCCCUAAGAGGUAAUUUACCCCCUGUUCCCUUCCAGUAAUCCUUACAUUCUAAAUUUUCAUAUCUGAGAAAUAACAAGAGGGGAGUAGAAGUAAAUUAGGGGAUAAUCUAAUCUUUGUUGUUUAAAGUGUGACUUCUCACCACUGAAGCCAUUUUUCUAGCCUCAGAGAGAGGACCUAAUGCCUCUACCAUUUUCUACCUGGUGACUUGAACAUUGAAGUUUUUGUUAGGUAGGAGUCACUUAGUGUCAGGGACCUCGUAUACCACUAUCUAUGCAGCCUUGUUACAGUCUGAUGAUUUCUGUGUUUUGAAUAUGAUUUUCCUAAUGCUUUGAAUAAAAUUUUAAAAAUUAAUUUUUCA
Leptonychotes weddellii (Weddell seal) is the source of this 4437-nucleotide messenger RNA. The record is from RefSeq and is a predicted model, not a curated record. Lineage: Eukaryota; Metazoa; Chordata; Mammalia; Carnivora; Phocidae.